Molecule: messenger RNA, 1548 nt
Organism: Naumovozyma dairenensis CBS 421
Lineage: Eukaryota; Fungi; Ascomycota; Saccharomycetes; Saccharomycetales; Saccharomycetaceae
Gene: RSA4
Product: Rsa4p
Exons: 1
Coding region: 1-1548 (515 amino acids)
Biological process (GO): ribosomal large subunit assembly
Cellular component (GO): nucleolus
Molecular function (GO): protein binding
Source: RefSeq, a predicted model, not a curated record
AUGGCUACAGUUAUCCCACCCCAAUCGAAAAAACAAAAGAGAGAAGCUCAACAACCGCGUGACGUCUCAUUGAUUCCAACAGGUCUCCCAAAUGUAUCGAUUAAAUUCCAAGCACUAGACAGUGGUGAAACAGUUGGAGGUUCAUUAAGAGUUCCAGGAGGAAUUACUGAAAAGCAAUUAGAAGAAUUAUUAAACCAAUUAAAUGGUACUGCUGAUGAUCCUGUUCCGUAUACAUUCAGUUGUGAUGUGGAAGGUAGAAGACCUAUGGAUCCUAUCCAACCCAUUGAUAUCAAGGAUAACUUAUAUUCUUCAAUCUUAGAACCAGGUUAUCGUACAACAGAAGAUACAAUAACGUUAGUAUAUACACCAAGAGCUAUUUUCAAAGUUAGACCCGUGACGAGAAGUUCUUCUGCCAUUGCAGGUCAUGGAUCUACCAUAUUAUGUAGUGCUUUUGCACCAAAUUCAAGUUCAAGAAUGGUUACUGGUGCAGGUGAUAAUACUGCACGUAUUUGGGAUUGUGAUACACAAACUCCAAAGGCUACUUUGACUGGUCAUACUAACUGGGUUCUUUGUGUUUCUUGGUGUCCUAAUGGUGAAGUUAUUGCCACUGGGUCUAUGGAUAAUACUAUUAGACUCUGGGAAGGGAAAUCUGGUAAACCCGUUGGUGAUGCUCUUAGAGGUCAUUUGAAAUGGAUCACUUCAUUAGCAUGGGAACCUAUUCAUCUUGUUAAAGCAGGCGAGCAACCGAGAUUGGCAUCUGCAUCCAAAGAUGGUACCAUUAAGAUUUGGGAUACUUCAAGAAGAGUAUGUUUAUAUACACUGAGUGGUCAUACUAAUUCUGUUUCAUGUAUUAAAUGGGGUGGCCAAGGCAUAUUAUAUUCCGGAUCUCAUGAUAAGACUGUUAGAGCUUGGGAUAUGAAUUCUGAAGGUAGAUGUAUAAAUGUUUUAAAAUCACAUGCACAUUGGGUCAACCAUCUCUCGUUAUCUACUGAUUAUGCCUUGAGAGUUGGUCCAUUUGAUCAUACUGGUGUUGAACCAACAUCUCCAGAGGACGCUAGGGAUAAAGCUUUAAAGAAUUAUGAGAAAGUUGUGAAGAAAAAUGGUCGAGUUGAAGAACUAAUGGUAACAGCCAGUGAUGAUUUCACCAUGUUCCUUUGGAAUCCACUAAAAUCAACUAAACCACUAGGAAGAAUGACAGGUCAUCAAAAAUUAGUGAAUCAUGUUGCAUUCAGUCCCGAUGGGAGAUAUAUAGUAUCUGCAUCUUUCGAUAACUCUAUUAAACUAUGGGAUGGUAGAGAUGGUAAAUUUAUUUCCACAUUUAGAGGUCAUGUUGCAAGUGUCUAUCAAGUGGCAUGGUCUGCGGAUUGUAGGUUGCUUGUAUCCUGUUCUAAGGAUACUACUUUAAAAGUUUGGGAUGUUAGAACAAGGAAAUUGUCAGUUGACCUUCCCGGUCAUAAAGAUGAAGUCUUCACUGUUGAUUGGAGUGUAGAUGGUAAAAGGGUAUGUAGUGGUGGUAAAGAUAAAAUGGUUAGAAUAUGGACUCAUUGA